This is a messenger RNA of Necator americanus (New World hookworm), 1308 nucleotides long. RefSeq lists its product as uncharacterized. NCBI's taxonomy places the organism in Eukaryota, Metazoa, Nematoda, Chromadorea, Rhabditida, Ancylostomatidae. The record is from RefSeq and is a predicted model, not a curated record. The transcript is spliced from 9 exons. The coding region runs from base 1 to 1308 and encodes 435 amino acids.
AUGGAAGGCAAGUCAAUCCUAAGUGGUCUACUUCUGGGAUGGUUCUUUGUUGUGUGGUGCUGUACCUGUCUGAUUGAUGUGAGCGUACCGAUCACUUCGGUUCCGUCGUAUCGACUAAGGGAUUCAAUACAAUCAUCAAUAUUCUACUGCCCCUUCACGCUCGACGUGGAGAGUCACUGGCGGAACGGUCCGAAGGAAGAAGUCAUAAUUAAAGGAGGGCCAGGGACGAUGUUUCUGUUUCGUGAAAAGAUAGUUGCUGUGUUCGAGAAUGCAAAAGAGACAGGUGCUGUCAUACAGUGGUUUCUUGGACAAGUCCGGUUGGAUCACUUGUUCUUCGAUGUUUUAUCGUUUGAAUAUGUUUGGCUUACCCUGCUUUGUGUUUCCGUCGUGAGUGUGCUUGUCCAGAUACUUGUAUUAGAACCGUUCAUGAAAGUGAAACACGCACCUGCGGGUUACGUGCAAGAAAUGGAGCGUAGAGAAACAGAGUAUGCCAAUAGUAUGAUGAGGAAAUUUGUUGUCGAAAAACUUUUGAUGCUUGCUUAUGUCGUUGUCAGGAAUACAGAAAAAGAAAACAACCCAGUGAGUUCUCCACCGCUCAGCAAAUCAAAAAGACCCGGACUUUUUGACUGGUCACUACGGGUCACGGACGCUUCUGUGUUUGCGAUAUGGUUCAUAAUCGUUUGGUCGGUGACGUCAGUCACAACAAUGGCGAACCAGCGGUUUGAAACGAUAAUCGGUGUUGACAUAGAAAAACAUGAUUCCGACGAAGACUCUGAUGAGGAGGAGACUGCGAAGAAGAAGAAGAGGAAAGAGAGGAAUGUGGAAAAGACUUCCUCGAAAAAGUCGGAUACGGAUCCGAACCAUUCCCAGAUGCUGAUGCGACGUCUACUUCUCUUGCUUAGUGCUUGUAUGUUCACCUCCACAGCUCUAAUAUCAUUUGGUGUCACCACAUUUAAACUGAUGCAUCCAAUCUAUUCGUCUAUGAUCUGUAUAGAGGGUAUGAUUGUACUCGUACGGAGUAUCUAUGUGGGUUAUCGGAUUGCCUGGUGGCAGAUGGUACCGCAGGCAAAAACUCGGCAAAGUGAAGCCUUCCAAAGGCGAAUAUAUAUGUCGAAAAGGAUUACUGAUGUGAUUCUACACUCGCUUACCAGCGUUAUGUACACUUUGUACUUGAUUACGGGAGUGAUAAUAAAUGGGAAACUGAUCCCGCUGGCGUUCGUCGCUCGUCUAUCGCACAAUCUUCAUCGUACCCUAUACAACAUAUUCGACCAUCUUAAUGGACUAGAGACGUCGAAAUUUCUGGAUUAG